Messenger RNA from Acanthamoeba castellanii str. Neff, 1167 nucleotides. RefSeq names its product actinrelated protein 2 isoform 4, putative. Gene Ontology annotation, biological process: Arp2/3 complex-mediated actin nucleation. Lineage: Eukaryota; Discosea; Longamoebia; Acanthamoebidae. Gene Ontology annotation, cellular component: Arp2/3 protein complex; actin cortical patch. Bases 1 to 1167 code for a protein of 388 amino acids. Gene Ontology annotation, molecular function: actin filament binding. The transcript has 3 exons. The record is from RefSeq and is a predicted model, not a curated record.
AUGACCGACUCGUCGAAGGUGAUUGUGUGCGACAACGGUACGGGGUUCGUGAAGUGCGGCUUUGCGGGUAGCAACUUCCCGGCCUCUAUCUUCCCGUCGAUGGUGGGUCGGCCCAUCAUGCGCUCGGAGGAGAAGGUGGACAAUGUGGAGAUCAAGGACAUCAUGGUGGGCGACGAGGCGUCCAAGCUGCGCUCGCAGCUCCAGAUCACCUACCCGCUCGACAACGGCAUCGUGCGCAACUGGGAGGACGCCGAGCACGUGUGGAACUACACCUUCAUGGAGAAGCUCAAGGUCAACCCGCGCGAGUGCAAGAUCCUCCUCACCGAGCCCCCCAUGAACCCGCUCGCCAACCGCGAGAAGAUGGUUCAGGUCAUGUUCGAGAAGUACGGCUUCAAGGCCGCCUACAUCGCCAUCCAGGCCGUGCUGACCCUCUACGCCCAAGGUCUGUUGACGGGCGUGGUUGUGGACUCUGGUGACGGUGUGACGCACAUCGUCCCCGUCUACGAGGGCUUCUCGCUGCCCCACUUGACCCGCCGACUCAACGUGGCCGGCCGUGAUGUGACCCGCUACCUCAUCAAGCUCCUCCUCCUCCGCGGCUACGUCUUCAACCGCACCGCCGACUUCGAGACCGUCCGCCAGAUCAAGGAAAAGUUCUGCUACGUGGGCUACGACCUCGAGCUGGAGAAGAGGCUCGCGCUGGAGACGACCACGCUCGUGGAGAAGUACACCCUGCCGGACGGCCGCGUGAUCCGCAUCGGCGCCGAGCGCUUCGAGGCCCCCGAGUGCCUGUUCACCCCGGCGCUGGUCGACCAGGAGAGCGUGGGAAUGGGCGAGCUCGUGUUCGACACCAUCAAUAAGGCAGACAUCGACACGCGCGCCGAGUUCUACAACCACGUCGUGCUUUCGGGUGGUUCGACGAUGUACCCGGGCCUGCCCUCGCGCCUGGAGAAGGAGAUCAAGCGCCUCUACUUUGAGCGCGUGGCGAAGGGCAACAAGGUGUCGAUGCAGAAGUUCAAGUGCCGCAUCGAGGACCCGCCGCGCAGGAAGCACAUGGUGUUCCUCGGCGGUGCCGUGCUGGCCGAGAUCAUGAAGGACAAGACCGCCUUCUGGAUGAACAAGUCCGAGUACGACGAGCAGGGCCCGCGCGUUCUCCGCAAGUGCUUCUAA